Bactrocera neohumeralis is the source of this 5943-nucleotide messenger RNA. RefSeq names its product monocarboxylate transporter 9-like. Gene Ontology annotation, biological process: transmembrane transport; monocarboxylic acid transport. Lineage: Eukaryota; Metazoa; Arthropoda; Insecta; Diptera; Tephritidae. Bases 3458 to 5839 code for a protein of 793 amino acids. The record is from RefSeq and is a predicted model, not a curated record. The transcript is spliced from 5 exons. Gene Ontology annotation, molecular function: monocarboxylic acid transmembrane transporter activity.
UAUUUAAUGUAAGUAUGAAUUGCAUUUAUUUGGUCCUUUACAAUUAUUUUUGUGUUCUGUAUGUUUUUUGUUUGUACACACAGAAUGCACAAUAAAUAUGCAGAGAAUAAAAUAAUAAUCUGUGAAUCAAAUAAUGCGCAAAAUUAAUAUUAUACUCGUAUGUAUGUAGUCAACGCAACGACAAAAAAAUUAACCGUAAGCAAUUAAAACGCCCCCACUAUGAUUUUUUUAUUACAAUGAACUUAACUUUUUUAAGUGAGUCCAUUUGUCCAAGAGAGAAGAAUUGCUUAAAACUUUUGAUAUACAUACAAACCAAAAAGGUGAAAACAUUCAUUUCGCUCAAGAACUAUUUACUAUAUAUAAAAUAAUGGGGAUAUAAAAACAAAUCCAUUUUUUUCUAAAGAACUUUAGAUAAACACAUAAAAUAUACAUACAUAUACAGUGUGCUCUGGUUAAAGUGAACGUAAUUUUUGCACAACAGACUGUGCAUAAUAUUCAUUUUCAUCAAGGUCCUAUUCUAUAUACGUAAUAGCCUUUUAUUACACAAGUGUACUCUAGAACAUGUUUCUAUGCAAUUUUGUGACAUAUUCGACAUAAAGUCUGCUAGGACAACGAAAAUCAUUGUAUGUAUGUAGAGUAUGAAGGCUUGGCCACUUAAUUUUGCUAGGUAUCUUAUAUAUUGACCAGUGCAUACGGUACAAUGCCAACCGAAACAUUGAAGUCUUACGCAGGCUAGAAGUGUUGACCCAUUUGUAUGUCACAACAUAUUAUUACAACAAAAAGAUGCUGCCGGAGUUGCAUUAAGAUAACCUCACAGAUAGAUUAGUCAUAGGCACUUUGUUCGACAUACUCGGUAUCUGUGAACUUGAAAAGUUAUAACGAAUGGACAGAUAGACGGAUUUCAACUCGUCUCGCCAUCCUGACAUGAUAAUAUAAUUCUAUAUAAAUCUCGAUUAGCUCGUUUAUAUGAACAAAACUAUUAUACUCUGCUGCAACUUGUUGCGAAAGUACGUAUAAGAAUAGACCGCUCAUCCAGGUGCGAGUGCACUGUAAGUAUGUAUGUACAUACAUAUGUAUGUAUAUCCCCACAGGCCAAUCAAACUUUACACAAAUCAAUUAUAUAAUAUGCAAUAUAUAUUAUAUUUUACCAAACUGCUUUCAGAAGAAUUAAUUUAACAACCCACUGAUUUUAACUUUAAAUAAUCGAGUUCAUUGGCUAUAAAUUAUAUUUUUUAGCUUUUAGUAGCUUGUCCCAACAUCUAUGUAUGUACAUACAUAUAUGUAUAAAGCGUUAAAGCGAAGAUUUUGAAGAAAUAUCCAUGCAACAAAGCAUUUUAUCGCGUUCGCAUACCUUUAUUUGCCUUUUGUAAAAACCGAAAUAAAAAUAUUGUGAUGAAAACAAAAAACAGGCGAAAGGCACAGCCUUUUAACACUUAAGUUAGUGCACAAAAAGCAAAAAAAAUACUUUUAUGCCAUUAUGUAAACAUUUAUCUAAACAUUGUAGACAUACACUUGCUCAAUAUUUUUACGUUUUUCGGAUACACUGAUAAUAUUCUUAGAUUCACAAAUUUCUUUAAUUACGCACGAUGUAUUUUUAACAAACAAACCUAUAGUUUUACAAAAAAUUCAAUUGGGCAUGUAAUAUUGGAUUAAAGUAUACAUCCGUGCGGAAUUGUUAGGAGAAAGAGGGAGGGGAGUAAACUGAUAUCGGCUUAAAACUCUAAAAUAGAGGGAAAGACAUAUUCACACACAUGCACAUUUACACAAACAGCGACAAAAUAUUGUAUAAACCACUCAAAUACUCAUUUAUAAGGAUGUCCACCGUUUAUGCUCAUUGUACUGUAAAACAGUAAUGUUUUAAUAAAUAUAAAAUUACGCAAUACAAAUAAAUAAUAUUAAAAUUUUUGAAUUUAAAGUAAACAAUAACAAACCCGUUAUGGACUUCAAGUAUUCAGCUAACUAACUGUUUUCAUAGGCUUUUGAUGAGACAUUUAUUUUCGAAAAGCUUUCGCUCAUCGGGUGCGCCAAUUCCAGGGAGGAAAAUUAAAACAAAAAACUAGUUUUUCGGUUUCGAUCAGCCACUCGGCAGCAACUAGUUCCUUUCAUUAGGAUUCGCACUCAAACAAAAAUAAAUAUUCCAUGAAUCUAACCUACAUUGCUACUAAGAAGAAAAAAUGCUUACUCCUCCCUUAUUUGAACACGAUUUACCAACAAGUUUCCACUCUGUUAUGAAUAUUGGUAUCCAUACAAGCAUACUGACAUACAUACUAUGUAUGUACAUAUAUGCCAACGUAUAUGAACCUAACAGUAAAUUCAACUAGUCCAAGCUAAUUGAUUCAAGCUCCAAUUUAUUUUCAAUACUCGUUCGGUGUUUCGGUCUGUUCUGUACUAUGAGAAAGUGGUGAAGUUGCCUUACGAAGCCUCUGAAAAUAUUACAUCGAAGAAAAGUAGGUCAUAAAAGUUGUUAGAACGUUAAUAAAAUAAUGAUAAAUAAUCCACAUAAUUUAUCCUUGAUUGUUUAGGCUUUCAGACUCGCACCACGCACACUAAACUCAUUAAAAUUUUCUUUAAACAGCAAGAUUUUGUAAUAAUUAACAAAUCACGAUUGGUACAAAUCAGAAUUCAGAGUCUCCAAUUUCGCAAAAGAGUUGAAAAUAUUUUUAAUCAGUUUCUUAUCUAGAUUAAGUUCAAACUUUCGCAUUCUCUCAGAAGAAAUGUGUUACGAGAACACCUCUUCUUCCGGCGAGAAAGUCAGUACUUUCAUUGUUGAUAAUCGUAUUGGCAUUUUUUCAAAUUAAAGGCUUUUUGAGCCUGGAAUCGCUGUUAGUUCGAUCUCAAUUGAAAUUUUCUAUCUACAUUACAAUUCAGGGUAAUCUGUAUUAGGUAUAUCAAUUAUGUUUUAUAUACAUACUUGUGGCUUUUAAAUUAAACAAAAGCUCAAUCAGUCCAAUACACGCACUUGUCUUCCCUUUGUGUCGAACCAUCACUUACUUGUACUUACAUAUGUGUGUGUAGAAAUUCUGUUCCGACAGAGUGCUCCACUCUCAGUUCAGAGCAGCGUCUUUUGUGGACGCGCACAGUUACGAGUAGACUUCCCGAGCUGUGUUAUCACCUACGGCGCUGCAGUCGCAAUAAGUCCGCCAAUUCCAUCAGACGAAGUGCGCCAUUAGUUUUAGAUUCGAAAGUAAUCAGAGCGAUUCAGACGUUCCGUUACCGCGUGUACAUGCUUACAAACGUUUGUGCUAAGAACUGUGAUAUAAAUGUAGAGUGAAAGUAGAAAAGAAUCAAAUUAAUUAUGUUACAUUGCUAAAUAUAAGACGAAUCUGCCUGCGGCAAAACUCGCUAACAAUUUAAUUGAACGUAAACAGGAUUCAACAAAACAUACAAGCAAGUUUAAUCUCAGUGCCAUUUUAAACAGCCGACUUGCAACUAGUUGUAAAAUCAGUAAGAAAACAGCAUGGUUUUGGAACAUCCAAUCGUAGACACAAACAACCCAAAUACUAGAGAAAUGAGAUCGAAUACGACACCAGUGAUACCAACAGUAAGAUGUAAUCCAUCAUACAGCCAACAGGAUUGUAUUGAGGUUGAAUUUCCCAGGCUCUCUACAAGCUGCGACCAUGCUAUCAAUGAGCGUCUGCUGAUUUGCUGUCCAAUAAGGGUGAACGAUGGCAAUGACCGCCUGACUACUACAACUAGUAAAGAAACACUCACAAUGUUUGAUAGCCGUAAUGCCACGAGAACGUCGAAUCGUCUUAUCUCUAAUGAAUCGGCCGACUCGAUAGGUUCGAACUCGAUAGAUAAGAAGACGCCAGCGGUACCUGAUGGUGGUUACGGCUGGAUCAUUGUAAUAGCCUCACUCAUUGUUUCUCUAAUCGCUGAUGGUUUAGGGUUCUCAUUUGGUCUGAUUAAUUCUGAAUUGUUAAAUUACUUUGGAGAAUCCGCUUCAAAGACGGCGUGGAUUAGUUCGUUAUUCUUUUCGGUACCACUAUUAAUGGGACCGAUUUGGUCGAAUCUAGUUGAUAAGUAUGGCUGUCGUAAAAUGACCAUAUUUGGAGGUUUUCUAUCAGCCGUCGGAUUUGGUCUCUCCUCACUUUGUAACUCUGUGGAAAUGUUGAUGUUGACAUUUGGUAUCAUUUCUGGUUUGGGUCUGGGAAUAGGAUAUGUAACAGCAGUUGUAUCAAUCGCUUUUUGGUUCGAUAAGAAACGAACAUUCGCUACUGGCAUUGCUGCGUCUGGCACGGGAAUCGGCACAUUAUUAUAUGCACCUCUGACCCAAUGGCUUAUUGAUAGCUACGGUUGGAGAAUAGCCACAUUAAUUCUCGCCGGUACUAUGCUGAACACUUGCAUCUGUGGUGCAUUAAUGCGUGCUCCCGAUUGGAUAAAUGGAGAAAAAAAAUUAGAAAAGGAAACUCGUUCACAAAGUUUACCCACAUCUCCCAUUUCUAUUAUAAACCAUAAAGAAAAUCCAACGAAGCAAACGUUAAAUGAUAUGAUUUUGACUAAAAGUAAUGCAAAUCUAAGAAAAGAAAUCCAUGAUACCAAUUACAUGAAACGUUUAUAUAGCGAGAUGCUCAUUCCUACCUUCUUGGGAUCUCAAAAUUUAGAUCACGAGUGUAAAGUCAGUAGUCUGUAUCCGCAUUUGUCACAACGAUUUAGAGACGAUAUGAAAUCUUCUUCUCAUGGAAAUAUGCCAUCUUUAACAUCACAUGGACCCAAGAAAACAGCAGUCAUUAUAGAGUCCCAAAUUAACGCACUCAUGGGUGACAUUACUGAGACUACAAUUGAAGUCGAGCAGUUAAAUAUAGAAUCUAUUGACGCCGAGUAUAAUAAACAGUUAUCAAAUGAGACUGCCCGUAGAUUAAAUAAUAACGGUUCUUCACUAAUUUUGGAAGAUAAUGUAAAAAAUCUGACUAAUUGUACAAAUAUUUUGAAGCUGGAAAAUGAUGUUUUCAAAGACUCAAAACAUUAUGUAGAAGCUCAUAGCCCACCAAUGAAGUUAAUAUCGCGCUUGAAUCUACGACAAACUAGCUCAAUACCAAGUGCCAAUCUCCAGAAGAAUAUGCGAAUACACAAUAAUAUCUCACGUGACCGUAGUACAACCUUGAAACCAUAUUUUCGCCGUACGACUUCCUGUCCGAAUAUCUUUCGGCACUCGACAGCGGUACAUGCAAAGGUGAAAGAAGACACUUGGUACGAAUAUGCGGUUGGCGCCAUGAAAUCGACGUUUAAUUUCUCAUUAUUUGCAAAUGCGAAAUUUACACUAUUUAAUUUGUCAAUAUUAUUUUUGUUCAUUUGGUUCAUGAUACCAUAUCUUUAUCUGCCGGAGCAUAUGAAAAUCCACGGUUACGAAGCAGUGGACAGUGCGCAUAUGAUUUCGGUUAUUGGAAUCGCGCAAACCAUAGGCAUGAUCGGUCUGGGUUAUGUGGGUGAUCGUUCUUGGAUGAAUGUGAAUAUCUGCUAUUCGGCGUGUAUGGUAGUUUGUGGAAUCGCGGUGCUUCUAAUGCCACUCGUGGUGAACACCUAUGUUGGACUCUUGCUAGCUUGUAUAGCCUUCGGUUUCACAUUCGCCAGUUCUUAUUCGCUUACGCCAAGCAUUUGCGUCAGAAUUGUGAAUUUAGAAGAUUUUACUCGCGCCUAUGGUUUGGUGCUGUUGGUUCAAGGCGUCGGUAUGAUAGUGGGACCACCGAUUGCUGGCGCAAUUUUUGAAAUGACGCUGAGAUGGGACGACGCAUUCUAUUUCGCCGGAGCGUUUAUAGUCUUAUCUGGAGCGGCCUCCUACCUGAUAGAAUUCUGCGACAAGGGAGAGAAAGUCAGAUCCAGUGAUGUAUCCGAAAUAUAGAAAUUUUUUUGGCUGACAAAUUUGUUAUAGUUUCUAAGUUUUUUGUAAUUUAUUAUAUCUACCUCAGGAGAAAUACACGUUAGUUUUUAUUGUCAUUCAUCUAA